UUGUUUUUCAUGUUCACCUUUCGCGGUAUAAAAACCCCAUGACAAAAAAGUUCUCUCACACAAACCUUUUCAGUAAACUUCGAAACAACUUCUGCAACACAAUGAUAGCCUUCAUUACUUUGUCUACGCUCUUGGCCGUCGUCAGCGCCCAGUACCCGUACCAAGGACAUCAACAAGGAUAUCAGCAACCAGCUCCAGCAUACCAACAGCCCGCACCUCAACAAGCUCCAGCUUACCAACCCCAGCCCCAAUCUUACCAGCCUCAACCAGCCUAUGAGCCUCAGCCAGCUUACCAGUCCACUCAGCCCAAGCCAAACAGAGUUUACACUCCAGCAGCAGUUCACUAUGUGAACAUAGGUGCUGAAUUGGCCGGAGACUACAAGUUCGGCUACGACACUGGUAAGGGUACUGAUGGCCAGAGCUUCAGGGAAGAGACCAGACUUCCUGACGGAACCGUUCAGGGUGCCUAUGGGUACGUCGAUGGAUCUGGCAAACAAAGGAUCAUCAAGUACACAGCUGGCAAGAAUGGGUUUCAAGUCGAAGGCGAUGGUAUCCCGAAAGCCCCAGCAGCGCCUGCCCCGGCGCCAGCUGCCCAGCCCCAGCCUGCUUAUAACGCUUAUGGGGGUAAUCCUAAUGCCUACCGUGCUGGUGGUUACCACUAAUGAAGAACUUGAGUUUACUACAGAUGUUGAGGUACUGGGUCUCAGAAGUACAUGAAAACUUAUCGAUCAGAAGAUCUCAACACAGUUCUAAUCCUGUAAACUUUAUGAAGACGAACUACGAUCUGAAUAUAUUUAUAACUAUACAUUUUAUUUAAAAUUUAAUAAUAUUACAAAAAUUUAGAUUCUGUUCUGAAAAGCCGAACACUUUCAGAUAUCUUGCUAUUAGUGUAAAAGAUUUAUUUAUUUAGUAUUAUUUUUUUCUUGCAGUUUUACGGAGCUUUUCGAAUGCUAUGAAAAGAAACUUUACUAAAAGCAAUGAGGCUAUCAAAAAGAAAACAAUUUCGAUAAGACGAUAAAAAAUUAGUAAAAUAAAGAAAAUAUGCACCUAAAUAGUGAACGAAAAUUUUAAAGCCUUAUUCACUUAUAUAUAUUAUAAAAUCCAUGCAUGAAUUUCAUUGAUUUGAAAUUAUUGUUUCUGUAGAAUAUCUUUUAUACAUCACAAAACCAUGUGCCAAAGAUUAAAUGCUGUGGAUAUGCAUUAAUGUAAAACUUCAAAUUCUUUUCCAGCAAUUUAUCUAAGUUAUUAAUUCUAGUCUGGUAUUAAGAAAACGUUAUCUUAAAUUGUUAAUGAUCUGAUACUACAGUCUAUGACCGUCAUUUUGAAUUACUAAAAGCAAAAAAUGAUUGUAAAUCUAAGCAUGAAAGAUAAAUUGUUAAUUACCUAAUUCUUUUAAAAGUAUUAUUAAUCUCCUAAAAAGAAUACUGUGAUCUACAUAUAAAUAAAUGUGCUUUGUUGUUAAUUGUUUGUAUAUUGGAAAAAAUAAAAGGUAAUUCUUAGCCUGA
Messenger RNA from Stegodyphus dumicola, 1505 nucleotides. RefSeq lists its product as uncharacterized. Gene Ontology annotation, cellular component: chitin-based extracellular matrix. Gene Ontology annotation, molecular function: structural constituent of chitin-based larval cuticle. The record is from RefSeq and is a predicted model, not a curated record. Lineage: Eukaryota; Metazoa; Arthropoda; Arachnida; Araneae; Eresidae.